This is a messenger RNA of Thunnus maccoyii (southern bluefin tuna), 1611 nucleotides long. Its product is annotated as carcinoembryonic antigen-related cell adhesion molecule 6-like. NCBI's taxonomy places the organism in Eukaryota, Metazoa, Chordata, Actinopteri, Scombriformes, Scombridae. Bases 52 to 672 code for a protein of 206 amino acids. The record is from RefSeq and is a predicted model, not a curated record. The transcript has 6 exons.
UCUGUCAACCUAACCUGCGAUGGUGCUGGCUCUGACUUUACCAGAGAAUGGAUGAAGGACGGCUCCUCACUGACUCCGGCUGACAACAUGACACUUUACGACGAGAACAGAGUGUUGUCUUUUCUCUCUCUGAAGAAAACAGACAGUGGAGAAUAUUUGUGUAAAAUCAGCAACCCCGUCAGCUUUGAUGAAGCUGAAUACAGCAUGGUUGUUAACUAUAGACCAGAGGAUGUUCAAAUCACAGGACAAAAUUGGAUAAACGUUGGAGAGACCUUAAACUUAACCUGCUCUGCUGUAUCCGAACCAUCUGCCAGUUACACCUGGUCACUGAAUGGGAUAGAGAUAUUAAACAAUUCUGCUGUGUUCACUAAAGACAUGACUGAACUUUCUGACAGUGGCAUCUACACCUGUCAAGCACUGAAUAAUAAAACUGGGAGAACGUCAUCUGCAGAACAUCAAUUGUUUGUAACAGAGAAAGCUGGUGGUCUCUCAGGUGGUGCCAUCGCUGGAAUAGUUAUUGCAUGUUUCCUGGUUGUUGGAGGAGCUUUGGGUGGAGGCUUAUAUAUUUAUAAAAAAAAAAUCAACAACGAUGCUCGGCCACAAAACACAGAGCAAGACUUACAUGUGUAUGAGAACACUUCAGUGAUAUAUGAGAACACAAUAACUCCAUGAUCUUCUUUCCCUUUGAAGAUGCUUGUAAAAUCAUCACCAGCAUCAAGAAGAUGCCAUUAAAUGCCAUUAAAUUUGUACAGACAUUCAUGUUCCACAAAGGAUGAAUCCUAUUUAUUUUGAUGACACCUUGACUUUUCCUCCAGUACCACUAUGAGUUUCCCAUUUGUAGUUUUGAAUGAAAUGUCUCAAUUAUUGCCAUGAAAUUGCCACACAGGAAUGUCCCCCUCAGGAUGAAUUUGUUGAUCCCGUAAUUUUUCUAAUUUGUCAAAUACUUUGAUUUGUGGCAAAAUACCUGCAAGAUAUUGUGAUAACAGUCUCAGCAGCCUUAGCUGUACCUUGUGUUUAGUGAUAAUUAGUAAAAUUUGUGUGUCAAAACACUUAGUUUAGCUUGUGAAAAUGGCAAACAUUAUAUCUGCUCCCAACAUGUCAGCAUUGUCAUUGUAAGCAUGUAAGCAUGCUGAUGUAAGCAUUUAGCUCGAAGCAGCACUGUGAGUACAGUCUUCAGAGCUGCUAGCUGUAGACUUUUAAGGCCUUUUCACAUUACAGUGGAAAAAUGAGAUGACUGUGAUUAGCAGGUGGACUGACUGUUGUGAAAAUCCUACAAGCUAAAACGUUUAUGUUGCUGGCAAUAGAUCGCUACAUAGAUUCAAACUUUAAAAAAAACAACAACAAGUGAACAGUUCUGGAAAUUCAGAAAGACAAGUAAUUCAUUUUUCAUCUAUCUUUCAUUUUAAUCAGUGGUGAACAGCAAUUAGCCGACAGAGUCACCAUAGCUCUGGUCAAAAUUCAACAAAUUGAACUUUCAAUGCACCCCCACUUAGCACACCUGAGGAAUCCAUCAAAUGAACAUACACAAUAUUGGAGAAGGCAUUCAUAAAACAUGUGAUGAUGUGAAUACACCUCUAGUGUGUUUAAUUCAUACUAUUUCUUUGCUACUUC